ACAGUGCGCUCAGGUACAAGGCUCAAAGCUACAUUCGACAAUAGAAAGUGUGUUCGUAUGAGACAGCAUAUUUAAGUUUAAUCGUUUGAAUAAAAGACAUAAAGUUAGUAAAAUAAAAAUAAAAAAACUGAAGCUGAAACUCACUGACUUGUUGUCUCUUGCAUCGUAUGGAGUAAAAUAUUUCUAAUUCAUUUCGAUUUAGUAGGAAAAAAGAAAGAGUGAAAGUUUAAAGAUGGGUCAUAUAAAAACUAGAUUCGUCAAAGAAGUGGAAAAUUUGAGUGGUUCAGCAGAUGUGGAAAAACUUCGGCAGAGAUUUCUUAAAUAUCUAGAAGAAGAAGAUUGGACUGGUCUGUAUGAUCCACGAGAUGUGCAACGUCUGAAAAACGACGAUUACUAUUGUAAAAGAAUUUUGAGACACCAGUCUGGAAAUGUAAAUAGUGCUGUGGAAUCAGUCAAAAAUAUAUUCAAAUGGCGACAAGAAAUGGGUAUUAAUGAUCUAACUGAAGACGAUAUAGAUCCAGAGAUCGUUAAGAUAGGCGCUGUUUUUUCAUACAAUAAAGAUAGAGAAGGAAGUCCAUUAUUGAUUUUAAGGGUUAACUGUCACAGAAAAGACCCAGAUACGAGAGACGAGCGACGAAAAAUCGUAGCUUAUUGGGUAGAAAAAAUGGAGAGGGAAAGGAAAGGAGAAUCAGUGUCCGUUUUGAUGGAUUGUUCCAGCUCUGGAAUGGCGAAUAUGGACGUGGACUUUACAAUGUACUUGAUGUCUUUAUUUAUAACCUACUAUCCAGCGUUUAUUGACCACAUUUAUGUAUUUGAAAUGCCAUGGAUAAUGAACGCAUGUUGGAAGAUCAUCAAGAAAAUGAUUUCCAGCAGCACAGCAGAGAGGAUUAAGUUUCUGACAAAAACUUCAUUCACCGAAUACUUGAAUCCAGAGGAGCUUCCCCCCCACUUAGGCGGAACGUGUCUAAAGAAAUACAGGCCAUCAAACCAUUUGACUUGUACAGGUGAAGAAGAACAUCUUAAUGGAGUGACUAUAUGAACCGGAAGUGAAGAAAAGAACAAAAAUUCUCGUCUCUUCAGGGAGUAAAAAAUAAAUAAAUGA
Messenger RNA from Limulus polyphemus (Atlantic horseshoe crab), 1102 nucleotides. Its product is annotated as motile sperm domain-containing protein 2-like. The transcript has 8 exons. The coding region runs from base 233 to 1039 and encodes 268 amino acids. The record is from RefSeq and is a predicted model, not a curated record. Lineage: Eukaryota; Metazoa; Arthropoda; Merostomata; Xiphosura; Limulidae.